GCCCUAACUUCCAUUCACGGCUUGUUGUAACAACUUCAAGCACAUCCUUAACAAUGGCAAUCACAAACAUCUCUUGCUCAGAUAUAGAUAUUUAUAUCUGUAGGAUGAAUUAUUUUUUAUUCAGUCACCGCACGGAGAAGAACUCAACUGGACGUCUGGUUGACAUUAAAAGUAAGAUACAUUUUUAUUUUUGUUUCACUUAAAACGUUUGCUGAUAAAAAAUUUAAACUUUAAAAAAUAAAAUAAAUGUUUAAAAUAAAAUUGAAUUUAGUAGAACAAGUGACAAUUUAUCAAUAUAUUUUUAUUUGAAUAAUUUAAAGUUAAAAACCAUGUCCUCCCUUCAGUUCCUCCACAAGUUCCAGUGAUGACGCAACCACCAUCGCUUGUAGUAUCAGAAGGAUCAACUAUCACAUACAAAUGCCUGGCCAAUCUGGGACGGCCAAACAAAGGCCAAAUUGUGUGGAAUGCUUCUGUCAACGGCCAGAAAGUUGAGCUUCUUUUGGCACCAGUUCUGAAGGAAAAAAGUAGUAAAUUUAUUAAAUACUAUUGAUUUUAAGUUCUGUGUACACUCCUUUUCAUGCAUGUUUUAUCAUAAGCCAACUCGGUUGUUUGAAUAGUAGUUGAAAUUGGUUAAAAUGUCUUUUACUGUCUGUUCACAUAAAUUAAGUUUUAAGUUUUUUGUUAAGGCUCCAAAUGUUGAUCCCUUUGGCUAAUCUUUAACGUUUACUUUCAAAUUAUAUCAUAAUUAUGACUAUAGAAUAUAAUAAUGUUUACUUUUUUUUUAUGCCAAUGGUCGUAACAAUAGCAAUAUAAUUCUACAAACAUUAACUUUUGCUUUCAAACUAUAAUCAUUUUAAUCAUCUAGCCGAACAUACAUUACUAAUAUAUACAUUCAUUUACGCUUUCAGACAGUAAAAUAAUAUAUAUUUAUGAGAAAAAUUGCACAUACAUGUACUAAUCUAUUGAAAUGUAACGUACUCUCCAGAUAACAAUAGUUGUACAGUAACUGUUGAAAGCACAGUGACUUUCCAGGCCAACAGGACGAAACAGAACAUCACUCUGUCUUGUUUUUCUACCAACCAAGACUUUCAGGAAACAGCCCCUCUAUCGUGUGCAAGUCCUGGCACAGACCUGUGUGCUCAAUCUCAACCUUUGAACAUUCUGAGUAAGAUUGCUUGUUGAUUUGUGGAAAUGAACAAUUAUUCUGCUGCUUUUUAAAACUGAUGUUUAAGUGAACAAUUUAAGAUUCCUAGAAUAUUACCUUCCCAUGCUUUGCUCCAAAAUAAAAGUUUAACCACCCAUGUUUUGGACAAUGAAUUUUUUGAGUCAUAAUAUUGAAAGUUAAUUAUUUGAAUAAUCUCAAAUUUACCACUUAUUCUAGACUUUAAAAAAAAAAAUGAUUUUAUUUUAACUGAACGGAGAAAUGUAGCUUGAUUUAAAUAGAAACAAUCAAUCUACAGUGGCUAAAAAAAAAGCCAGUGUAAUUUAUCAAAUUCAAUCUGGUUCUUUAUGUACUUGGAAAAUCUAACUUUCCAUCUUGAUCUUCACAUUUUGAGCAUGUCUCACCAACAUUGAUGUUCUAUUUAAUGGUGAUUGACCAGUUCCCAAAUCUACAACCACUGCAACAACAUGGACGAUUUCGCCAACCUUUUCAAGUUCCCAGGCUACUGGCCCACACACAGGAAG
Molecule: messenger RNA, 1686 nt
Organism: Lymnaea stagnalis (great pond snail)
Lineage: Eukaryota; Metazoa; Mollusca; Gastropoda; Lymnaeidae
Source: the annotation of a GenBank genome assembly